UUUUAAACAAACUUACUGCAGCAUUGUUGUUGUAUGUGAUGGUAUUUAUCAGGCAAUACUAACAGCUGUGAAAUAGUUCAAAUCUACGAAGAAAGAAUUUGAGAAACGGCUACAGCGUAGUUGUAAAUAAUGGGCGGUCCCUCGGCCUAAAUUGUCUUCCGGCCUAGUUUUUGUGUCAGUAAACAUGUAGAAGUUCAGUAGGCCAAGUUCAAUAACUCUAGAUUCCUGUCUUGCUGCGUCGGCGAAUUAAACACUUCAAACAUACCGAAGUGUGGAAACAGCGUGCAUCCGUGUAUGAAGUAACUGAAAGGUCUAUGUGUUUAAGAUGGCAUUGGUCAGUGCUUUUGGUGGAGGAAAAUUCUCAAACGUCGGAGCUGUUGUUGUUGCAGCGGCGAAGGACAAGAUUUUUGCGCUAACAUGUCGUAAAAAUCACAUUGACACUACAAACAGUUACUUCACUCUGAUGACACAAGCCAACCAGUGCCUGGCUACUCCACCUUCUGACUGGAGGAAAGGAAUUGUAGAGUCUCGCAGACUGAUUAUCAAUGGGGCUGAUCUUCACUAUGAAGAGACAGGCACGGGAGAAAACUUUGUCUUGCUGCUGCCAGGCUCUCUGGGCUCCACCAGGAUAGACUUUGGGCCACAGCUCCGGGGUUUGGACAAAGACAAAUUUACUCUGGUGGCUCUGGACCCCAGGGGAUAUGGGAAGAGUAUCCCCCCUCAGAGGAAAUGGGCACUGGAGUUCUUUGACAAGGACGUAGAGGAUGCCGUAGGACUGAUGAAGAUGAUGCGUGCAAAAAAGUUUGAUGUGUUAGGUUAUGAAGACGGGGGUACAGUGGCUGUGAAGUUAGCAGCCAGGUUCCCGGAAUUCGUGAACAAGCUGGUGGUGUGGGGGACAAGUGCCUUCAUCACAGAACAUGAUUUAAGUCUGACCAGCAACAAGUGGACAGAUGGGAUGAAGCUACCUGUAUUAGAUCACUAUGGUGAAGACUACUUCAAAACAAACUGGAAUCUUCGCAUGAACACUCUGAGACAGUACUGGACUGAGCGUAAAGGUAACAUCUGUGUGGACGACCUUCAGAAGGUGACCUGUGACACGCUGAUUCUUCACGGCAGUAAGGACCCCCGUCAUUCACACACAGCACCCACGAUUUCUUCACAACAACAUCAGCAACUCACAUUUGGAAAUCGUUGAGGGUGGUCGCCACAAGUUACAUCUCACCCAUAACACUGAAUUCAACAGCAUCGUGGAGAAUUUUUUAAAACAAUAAGAUGUUUCAAUAAGGGGGGAUAACUCUCCUCUCGCCCCCGUCAAACAACUGUGUAUCAGACAUGUCAAACAUUAUUCUCGAUGUAGUCAUAUAGCCUUUGAUCACAGGAUGACUCACUAUAUUUCAUCAAUACAUACAUAAAUGUAUAUAUAUAUAUGCCAAAGCAUUUUUUACCGCCUGAUGGCUAUUUCAAUUGGGUUAAAGAUCUGAAUGGGAAUGUGUUAGAGAUGAAGUUUAUUUUAUUUCCUUGUACAUAUUAUGUAAUUUUAACAACGAUAACUUUAUGUAACCAGCAUCACUGACAGCGUGUGAUUUUUUCCAUGAUGAUUGGGCAACCUGUUGAUCACUUACAUGUGACGUUUAUGGAUGGUGUUUUUGAAGUCUUUACACAUACAUGCACAGGUAUACGUGCGUGGCACAGGAGAUAGUUAAUUUGUUCUAUUCAUUGUGUUGUGAUUCUGAAGAACAAGGGUUGUCCAGUCCCCAAUAAAAUGACAAAGGACUGUUGGUCUUUAGUUUAAAUUAAAAAAAAAAAAUGUUCUUUGUUAGGUGUCUAUGAGAUGCAUGUGAAUCUAUGUUAUAUACAUGUGCGGUAAAUAACUUAAAAUUUUCUCCAUGACAAAGUUGCACACUUUCGAAACUUAAAAUGUAUUGGCCUUGUAUGGAAAGUAAGUGGUAUCUUGCUGCAAACAUGCAAGUUUUUUGCCUCCAAAUGUGCACUUUUUGGCACAAAUUUUAGAUGAUGUUACUCAGGGGGCAAUUAAAUUUUGUUGCUUUUGAAUAUGGUUGUAUACUUAAUUGUCUCUACUUAAUAAGGAGAAUCUUUACUUAUGCAGCUAUGGCUUUUUCAGGUGCUUUUUGCACAAAUUAUUUGCUGAAAUUUGGUUAAUUUGUUAUAAAUAUAUCAUGAGCAUUGUUUUUUUUUUCACUGAUCACCAUUAUCCUGGUUACACUUCAUGUUUGUUUGCACAAAUGUGUCAUCAUUUUGAUUUACGUACGUCUACUUAACAACAAAUCAGGUGUAAAUGACUAUGCAAACUGUGAUUUCAUGCACAUCUGUAGCAUAGUCUGCACGAUGAAGUCUGGUUUCAGACUUGUUAAAGGCAUUAAUAUCCUGACAAUCGACCAAUCAGUUUACCUGUUUCACAAGACCAGCAGUAAAACAAAGUGGAAGUUUCUUUUUGAUUGGCUGAAUGAGGCCUUGAUGGCUGUUUCUAAUACAUAUAGGUUUUAAGGUCGAUUUUGUUAAUGCAGAUCUAUAUACAUAAUGCGAAUAUAAUUAUUGUGUGUUUUAUGUGUAAAUAUAGAUGCAUGUACGUGCAAAUGUAUUAAGUGCUUGCCUGAAUGUUCAAACAACAACUUGUUGGGUUAUGUAUAUUAGCACUGUUUCAGUCAUGCUAUGUUUGGUUUAUCUGUCUUGUACGGGUUAGAGUACUUGUGCGUUAAUUACUUCCUGUUAACCUCUAUUGUGAUUACAGAUGUACAAGUAUGUAAUGAUUAUGUUUUACAGUCUUGUAGACUUUAAAGCAAAGAAGUAGAACUUUUACUUCUCCUAUUUCUUGUAUGUAAACAUUAAUUUAAAAGGUAUAGGCCUACUGCUGUAUUUGGUGUCAUGUUGCACGUAGUAUUCACCUUUUAUAUAUAUAUAAUACGCACAACUCUUUAUAGAACAUGUGGAAUAAAUUGUACUGUUUGGUUUGUAGGCCUAACAGUGGGCUGUUCGUCCAUAGGCAAUGUUCAUAUUGAUAAAAAAACGUCUUUAAAUGUUGUUGUGUGAAGCUUACUGUUGUUGUGUUGUGAAUGAAUUCCUUUUUUCAUUACAGAACUAGACAAAAGUGUCAACUUUUUUAUUGAUUACAGUAUUUUCCUUAUGUAUGUAAAUCUACGUGUAUACAUUUGCCAAACUGUUCUAAAUGAAAAAAAUAAAGGAGAUUGCUUUAGA
Messenger RNA from Liolophura sinensis, 3213 nucleotides. Its product is annotated as valacyclovir hydrolase-like. The record is from RefSeq and is a predicted model, not a curated record. Gene Ontology annotation, molecular function: serine hydrolase activity. Bases 326 to 1195 code for a protein of 289 amino acids. The transcript has 8 exons. Lineage: Eukaryota; Metazoa; Mollusca; Polyplacophora; Chitonida; Chitonidae.